UGAGACCCUAAUGGUUGUUAGAUAAGGAUUUAGGUGGAAUAUGUUCUGGACAUGCCUUUCAGGAUUGGUAUGACCUGGGCCCUUAUCUAUCUGUUUUUGAGUGAAUGAAGCCAGGGGUCUAUGAACAGCACUCCUCCAACUUUCCACUCUUUUGCUGAAGCCUCCUGUCUAACAGGUUCAUAAAAUGAAGGACUGUCCUUAGAUCAAACCUUGUUUGUAGGAGAAUACAGGGCACAGCUCACAAAUGCAUUAACCCUUCAAGCAUCUGAGACCACUCUCUAGACUUACUGAAUGCUCUCUUCUGCCUGUAACUGUCUGAUCGUACAGCCUGGCAAUCCCCAUCUGCUUGAGCAAGUCUUUACCUUAUCCUUAGUGCAGAGCUUCUCAUGUCCCAGAUCGAUGAUUUUGAGACUGUGGAUAAUUGUUACCUGAGAGCUUUGACUAGCUGAUCCAGACCCAGCAACUUGCUGAGUUGAUUGCUUAGAGAAAUGAAGGUUCUCAAAAAGAAGUUGAAGCAUAAGACCCACCAGCUCCUACAAUGUGGAGUGCCUCCCUUCAGUGAGAGAACAUCAGACACUGGAGGAAAAUGCUUUAAUCUGUUUUGUUGAGGGAGCUCCAAUAGUUGACAGAGAAAAACGUUAGACUUCCAACAACAGCAACAAUAACGAUGACAAGACUUGCCAUUCAUUGAGUGUCUGCUCUGUCGCGAGCUUGGUCCUGGAUGCUUUACCUUCACAGUUGAGUGUAAUUCUUAUCACCACAUCAUGAUAUUUAUUUAUUUUGAUAGAGAUGAUACAGCAUGAUGGUAUUUAUUUCCAUUUUACAUGAAUGAAACAGGUUCUGAAAAGUUAGGUAAAAGUCUGAGAUAUACAGCAGGCAGAGGCAGAGGCAGAGGCAGAGGCAGAGGGAAGAUUCAAACUCAGGUUUGUCUGGCUCUGCUCCACUACCCUGUCCUUCUAGUCCAGCCUGUAGCCUAGAAGAAGACUUUAGCUGGCUUCAGUUUCUUGUGACAUUUGAUUUGUUUCAUGUAACAGGGACCAUUCUCUCCUCCCUCCCCAAACGUUAUGAAAGGUCCUUAAUAUGCCUUGCAUUCUUCUUGGCCAAAGUCAAAGAACAGCUCAGUAAGAGCCUUCCUCCAUAGCUCUGGCUUUCAACUCGAGGGACUUGCCUUCACCACAACUGAUGCUGAUAGGAUAGUGCUGACACAAUGAUGAUACAGUCAAGAAUCUCAACAUUCAGAUGCGAUCUUGAAGCCUCUCUUAGUGCUGGAUGCUCAGCUAAGGUGACAUCUGGGGGGCUCUGGUGGAACUCUUAAACCUCUUGCUCUCCCUUCCCGUCUCCACCACCCGCCUUCCUGCCAGAUCAGCCCCUCUGGAGUCCCUGGAUGAGGAAGGAUGUGUCCAGUUUCCAGCAGGUUGAAAGCCUUGAGAGUGGCCGGGGGAAAUGUCCUUUUGAGCCAGCUCAGCGGUCAGCAGCUGUGAUGGCUGGGGGUGUCCUCUAUGCUGCCACUGUGAAAAACUACCUGGGGACGGAGCCAAUUAUCUCCCGGGCUGUGGGUCGUGCUGAGGACUGGAUUCGGACAGAGACCUUGCCAUCCUGGCUUAACGCCCCAGCCUUUGUCGCCGCCACUGCCUUGAGCCCAGCUGAGUGGGGGGAUGACGACGGAGAUGACGAGGUCUACUUCUUCUUUACGGAGAUUUCCCGAGCGUUUGAUUCAUACGAACGCGUUAAGGUCCCGAGGGUGGCCCGUGUGUGCGCGGGGGACCUUGGGGGCCGGAAGACCCUCCAGCAGAGGUGGACGACGUUUCUGAAGGCUGACCUGCUGUGUCCUGGGCCUGAGCAUGGUCGGGCCUCCAGUGUCCUGCAGGACAUGGCCAUUCUUCGACCUGAGCCUGGAGCAGGGACCCCUGUCUUUUAUGGCAUCUUUUCCUCCCAGUGGGAAGGGGCUGCCAUCUCUGCUGUCUGUUCCUUUCGACCACAAGACAUCCGGACAGUGCUGAAUGGUCCCUUCAGAGAGCUGAAACAUGACUGCAACAGGGGACUGCCUGUCAUGGACAAUGACGUACCCCAGCCCAGACCUGGAGAGUGCAUCGCCAACAACAUGAAGUUCCAGCAGUUUGGUUCGUCGCUCUUCCUGCCUGACCGUGUGCUCACCUUCAUCCGGGACCACCCGCUCAUGGACAGGCCAGUGUUUCCGGCUGACGGCCACCCCUUGCUGGUCACUACAGAUACAGCCUAUGUCCGAGUUGUGGCGCACAGGGUGCCCAGCCUCUCAGGCAAAGAGUAUGAUGUGCUCUAUCUGGGGACAGAGGAUGGACACCUCCACCGAGCUGUGCGGAUUGGAGCCCAGCUCAGCGUCCUGGAGGAUCUGGCCUUAUUCCCAGAGCCACAGCCAGUUGAGAAUAUGAAAUUGUAUCAAAACUGGCUCCUGCUUGGCUCCGGUACUGAGGUCACACAAGUGAACACAACCAACUGUGGCCGUCUGCAGAGCUGCUCAGAGUGCAUCCUGGCCCGAGACCCUGUCUGCGCCUGGAGCGGUCGGCUAGCUGCGUGUGUGGCCCAUGAGGGAGAUCGUGGAGGGCUGGUUCAAGACAUAGAGUCUGCAGAUGUCUCUUCUUUGUGUCCUAAAGAGCCUGGAGAACACCCAGUGGUGUUUGAAGUUCCUGUGGCUGCAGCUGCACACGUGGUCUUGCCGUGUUCCCCGAGCUCAGCCUGGGCAUCCUGUGUGUGGCACCAGCCCAGUGGAGUGACUGCGCUCACCCCCCGGCAGAAUGGGCUAGAGGUGGCGCUGUCCCCAGGGGCCAUGGGUGCUUAUGCCUGUGAAUGUCAGGAGGGUGGGACAGCCCGCGUGGUGGCUGCUUACAGCUUGGUUUGGGGCAGCCAGCGGGGGCCCCCAAGCCGGGCUCACACAGUGGGGGCCGGACUGGCAGGCUUCUUCCUGGGGGUUCUUGCAGCAUCCCUGACUCUUCUCCUGAUUGGUCGGCGUCAGCAGCGGCAGCGACAGAGGGAGCUUCUGGCUAGAGACAAGGUGGGCUUGGACCUGGGGGUCCCAGCAUCCGGGACCACAAGCUACAGCCAGGACCCUCCCUCUCCCUCUCCCGAAGAUGAGCGGCUGCCCCUGGCCCUGGCCAAGAGGGGCAGUGGCUUUGGUGGCUUCCCUCCACCCUUCUUGCUCGAUCCUUGCCCGAGCCCAGCCCACAUUCGGCUGACGGGGGCUCCUCUAGCCACAUGUGAUGAAACGUCCAUCUAGGCCCGGGGAGGUGACUGCUAGUGUGUGAGUGACCACUGGAAUGGAAUGACCACUGGGGCUUUGGGGGUCGGUGAGCCUGGAGGACCAUGAUGGCCUCUGGGUUCUCUUUGGCCUUCGAGUGAUCAUUUGGACCUGCCUGUGUGCCCUCUCUCAGCCUGGAUGGGCUCAGGGCCAGGCCUUCACCCGACUCCCACUCAAGAUCAGAACUGCUCCCGCAGUGAUCAGGACUUUUUCCGCCCCUGCCCUUGAAACCUCUAUGACCCCUUCAGCCCAGUCUCCUGGGCCCAUCAGUUUGGUCAGGGACACAGGACACGGCUGUGACUUUGCCUUCUAGCUGGGCCCUGACCAGGAGGAGGCGCCCUGGAAGUGCCUGGGAGCUAAUGUGCACCGAGUCCUUUCGCUGGUUCUCCCGGUUUAUCGGAUUCUCCCUGGGGAGCGCAUGAUCCCCCAACUGCAAUGUGGAAUCUCUGCCUGAGAUCUACCCCUUUGUCCAUGAAAGAGCGUGUGUAAAUACAUGGCUAUUCAUAGGUGACCUGGCCACCGUGCAUGGAUGACUGGGCCAGUGCUCAGGGGUGUUCAUGGGGGUUGAGGGGGGCAAGUCGGAACGAGUGCAGUGGCUGUAGAACUUUCCACCCUGUGGCCAGUGAGGGAAUGCCUCUCCUUUCUAAAAGGAGACAAACCACUGCCCUGUUUCCAUCAUCUCCCACAGCUGUCUGCUGAGUAGGAAAAAAACUCCCAAAGUGACCUUCUGGGUGGGAAAGUCAAUGGUACACAUGACCCCAUCUUUCUCUUUGUUUUAGCCUCCUGGCCGCCACCACUGCCAUGUGCAGCGGGUCUUUCUCUGGCUGGACCCCUUUCCUUGGCUCCUUUUAAAAAUAAAUUUCACCACAUUCUAAAUAUCAGGGGAUGGCCAAAGGGGCCCAGUGAUGGGAGAUGCAAGCUGCACAGAUAGGUUCCUAUCAGUGACUUUAUUCAGGGUGACACCCUUGCUUUAAAGUGGGGUUUAUGGACUGGGGGUCCACGGACUCCCUGAAAUCGUAUGCAAAAUGCAGUCUGUCCAUGUGUGUCUGUGUUUUUCUCGGGGGGGGGGGUUGUGACUCUCAUUAGAAUCUCAAGCCUUAACAAAGGACCACUACCCCAAGGUCACCACAUGUUGGCCAGGCGGAGGUGGUGCCACGUCGUGGCUGCUCUUCCUGCCCGGCCACACCUGCCCAGUGGUCAGCUCCUGGCCUGGCAGCCGCCGGAUGCCUCUGGUUCAUUCCCUGGAAGGUGGGUUCCUCCAAAUAUUUGAAGACACUGUCGACUGUCACCACAUAUACAGACUUCUUCCUGCUUCACGACUCCCACAUGCUCUAGGCUUCUCCUGGUCCGUUCCAGUCUUGGCCUGUGAAUGUGCCUCCCUCGUCCCUGGUGAGGAACCGCCUUGAGCUCCAGUGAAUGGUCCAGCCUCUUGGAGUUGAGGUUUUCAGCUCUACUUUCCACCGGCAGCAGCCUGUGAACUACUCAAGAGUCCCCUUGGGCUUUGAAUGAUCAGUGGCUUUGCCGCUAGUAAGUGUCUGAUCUUCAAAGAGUGAUCUAACCUAGGAGCAACAGUUGACGCAUCUGUAAAGUGGGGAUAAUAAUACCUACCUCAGGGUUGCUGCAGGGAUUAAAUGCGAGAACAUCCAAACAAUAAAGCACUGUCUAUACCAGAGGACGUUGUUAGUUUGAAAACUGGCCUAUGAUGCCGUAAUCCUAUAGCUUGACUGUCUGAUAACCAUGAUGCGUGGGUCACUUUAAGGCCCACAUGGUGGGGGAGGGUGAGUCCUUCACACCGAAGCCCUGUCCUAGAGCAUCUCUGGUCAGAUCUUAGCCACCGUGUUGAGGUUUGGGGAGGCAGGGCCUGUGGUUUUUAUAAUUUUCUGACCUUGGUGACCUUAACGGUCUUUCUAGAUGCACACGGAGGGAGGCCCCGUGUGCUUUGGUUUUUACCCUCACUUCACUCUUCUCUCUUGAGGUUGUGGGUUGGUUUCGUUAUGGGGGAGGGAAGGAAAUGGGAAACUUCAGAGGAGCCUGGAAUCUCUGCGAAAAGGGGAGGAGAAGAGUUUCCCAAAGAGGGGGGGCCAGGUCACAGUGGAUUGGGGCCAUUUGGUCCUUGGACAGUGGCUCUGGUUGGAGGAACACUGAGGAAGGAUGGAAAUAGGCAUGAAGAGGGGAGAGCCACAGUUUGGGCCCCAAGAGUGAGCAAUGCCAUGGAAAUAUGAAACCAGCUCCCAAAGUAACAGUCUAAAUAUUGCAUUAUCCUUGGGCUGUGUGGUGUGGGAUGGGAGAGGAUCCAAGGGCAAGGGAGCAGAAGAAGGGCGCAGGGUUCCUGUAGGUAGAAUUAUGAGAAUUCUGGUGGCCGGAGACCUGCCUGGCUUUGUUCAUAAAAGCAGCCAGGGUGGGGAGGGCUGGGGAUGGGGCUUGCAUUUACCCCAGACUCGAGUGCAGCUGUCUUGGUUGACAAACCAAGGUGUCCACAUGCUGCCUCUACUAAGGUUUAUGACAAAGCUGCCAUUAGGAGCUUUGCUUCUUUUGAGUGUUUAUUGUUGUACUACUGAGGAUCAGGCUUUGUUAUGAUGUGGUAACAUGCAACCCCCUAUUCUUAGCGGUUUAAAAACAACAUGUUUCUUGCCCUGCUAAGGAAGGAAGGAAGUUCUGGCACAUGCUACAAACAUGGAUGAACCUUGAGGACAUUACGAUAACUGCAGGAAGCCAGUCACAAAAAUACUGUAUGAUUCCACGUAGGAGGUACUUUGAGUAGUCCCAUCACAGAGACAGCAAGUAGGAGGGUGGUGGCCAGGGGCUCCACCAGGGUGAGAAGAAUGGGGGUUAUUGGAUAUAGGGUGUCAGUUUCACAAGGUGGAAAGAGGUCUGGAGGUUUGGGAUGGUGGUGAUGGUUGCAUAAUAUUAUGAAUUUAUUUAAUAUCACUGAAUUGUACACUUAAAAAUGGUUAAGAUGGGAGAUUGUAUGUGUACUUUACCAUAAUUGUAAAAAAUGGAAAAAAAAGUGAUUAAGACACAGUCCCAUCCUUCUUGAAGUUCUUAAUUCUGUGGGGAGGCAGAUAAGUGAGCCGCUAAUAAUACACUUUGAAAAAAAGCUAUUGUUGAAGAUCUGUCCCAAAUCCCAAGCAACCUGUAGACACCUCAUUCUCUUUCCAACUCUUAAGUAGUGGCACAAGAAACAGACUUAAGAUAACAAGAGUCUUUGUACCCCUAAUUGGAUUCUCUUGAAGCUACUGAGACAGUCUAGUAUAGACAUAUAUAUAUGCCUUAUGUGGUCUUUUCUGUGUAUCCAAAUUUACAUAAUAAAACUUUAAAAAAA
This is a messenger RNA of Sus scrofa (pig), 6593 nucleotides long. NCBI's taxonomy places the organism in Eukaryota, Metazoa, Chordata, Mammalia, Artiodactyla, Suidae. The record is from RefSeq and is a predicted model, not a curated record.